Molecule: messenger RNA, 3162 nt
Organism: Zychaea mexicana
Lineage: Eukaryota; Fungi; Mucoromycota; Mucoromycetes; Mucorales; Lichtheimiaceae
Exons: 4
Coding region: 67-3048 (993 amino acids)
Source: RefSeq, a predicted model, not a curated record
CGCGUUUCCUCCUUAUUCCCAUUUUGCACCCAUAAACACACUCGAGAUUUAUAUUGCUCACACAUAAUGAUCAACCUCAGCCUCUUCAACCAGCCACCUGGUGAAUCAUGGGCCGACAUGAUGGAGGAAGAGGACGAGGAUGAUGAUAAAGUGAACAACUCGUCGCCCGGCCAAGGUGUAAAUGACGAGAUUGGUGAAAGCAUCGGCGGCAGUACUACAACUGAAACCGAAAAGACUACAGAUGCAUCGUUGAACGAGCUCGUAGAAGAUAAAAACUUCCAAGACGUUAAAGAGGAAAGCAAAAUCAUUACUGUUUCCAAUGACAACAAAAAGGAGCAAGCUGACAGAAAGUCGCCAGAGCCUGUUCAAAAGGGAAAGGCAAAUACUUCUGGCAUCGUCUGGCGGUUACCCACUAAGGUGCAAAAAGAGCGGCAAGAGGAGUAUAUGCGACAACUCGUAGAGCGACGACAAAACAGUGAGAACUCGGAUAAUUGGCGAAGAAAAGACGACGGUCCAUCGUCAUGGCGCAGUAGCCGAGUAUAUAAACCACCAGAGAAGAACAACUCCCAACAGUGGCACACCUAUUCUGAAGUUUUGCAACAGGAGUAUGAAGAGGAACGCGAGGAAGCGAAACGUGAGUUUAUUCGGCGAUUUGGCAGUGCACCUGGUGAAGAACCCGAAGAAUCAUCACUGUCACAACCAUCACCAGCGGUACGGCCAACACAGACGUCAAUUAACAUCACUGCGGACGGACCAAGCGACUGGGCGGAUGAUGUACCGACAUCAGACGAGGAAGGAGAGGAAGAUGACGAUGUAGUAGAGGAACGGGUGGAAAGACCAAUAAUCGAAGAAGAGAAGGAGACUACGGAGCCCUCGCCAGAACCCGUCCAGACAGUUUCCAUCCAUAACGUAUCGCUACCAGACGAAUUCGAAUCUGAGGAAACGCAAGAGGCCGCACCCGCAAUAGCGUCAGUAGCAAGUCAAGAUGAAACAACGCAGAAGCAAAACCCGUUGGCUGAUCUUAAUGGCGAACAGAUCAAUCGCCCUUCAGCAGCUUCAACGUCGCCUACACAACAAGAGCCAGCAUCUGGCGGCCCAAGCUUAUGGACCGCUUUUGCAGAAAAAGAAUCUACUAAUUCUCCAUCCCCUUCAUGUCCUACAGUGUCGACGUUAACGCUUACGCCGGAAAAACAGACGAUCGAACCCUCACAAGAUGAAAAGACAGGCAUUAGCCCAACCAUUGCUGUGCAAGAGGAUCGAACAGCCAGUCCUACAGUGUCGAUGUUAACGCUUACGCCGGAAAAACAGACGAUCGAACCCUCACAAGAUGAGAAGACAGGCAUUAGUCCAACCAUUGUGAUGCAAGAGGAUCGAACAGCCAACUGGAUCGCGUUUGCCGAGCAAUCCUCCUGCAAGCCAUUAUCAUCGACACAGAGAUCGAAUGAAACCUCCGAACGCAGUUGGUCCAGCAGUACUCAUACGAGUCCGGUACAGCAACACGAACAGCAUCAGCACCAUGCACAGCAACAGAAUUUUGAACAGCCACGUCGAACGCAAAUCGACCAAACCAAGUCCCACCCGACUAGAGAAACACUAGCAAAAUCACCGCGCGUGAUGAUACUGAAUCAUUUGUUUAAAGACAACAAACAAAAAGCACUAGAUUUACCGCCGUCGACCACGGAUUCGAGCCCACAUUUAGCGCCAACAGUGACUAUCUCCCCAGAGCAACCUCGGGAAGAAACUUCUACAUCAGUCAAUGGCGCGCAACGAUGGAGCGAUUUUGCCGAUCAGCAAAAGAAAACAAGGACACCAGCAGCCUCAAGCAUGACAAAAAAAGAUGACGAUAAGGACGUGGAUAGCCAUAGUAGUCCACGAAGUGAAGCCUUUGAAGAUGAUAGCUGGCGGGCAGCUGCGACAUGGGAUACCCCAGCUGCUAGAACUAGUGUCAAUGGAGAUGACGCUUGCAGCCAUACCAGCAGUAACAAUGAUACCAAACAACUUGUGGUGAAUGACAAUGGCUGGCGUACCAAUGCUAACGAAGACGCAAGAAGUCAUAACAGUCGAAAAAGUGAUACCAAGGCGUCCGUGGGGAGCGACACAGGACGUGCAUCGGCUGCAUGGAUUGCUGCAAGUGCUCAUAGAGACGACGACGAUGCUCGAAGCCAUUCCAGUCGAAAGAGCAAUACCAAGCAGGCAGUGGACGGGAAUAAUAGUUGGCGCGCUGGUGCAACCUGGAAUCCAAUUACUGUUAAUGCUGAUGAAGAAUCAAGGAGCCACAGUAGUCGAAAGAGCGACGUGAAGUCAUCGACGGAAAGUGAUACGGGACGUGCAUCAGCUGCGUGGAUUGCUGUCGCUGUUUCUAAGGACGAUGAUACUCGAAGCAAUUCCAGUCCUAAAGUUGAUGCCAAACAACUUGUGGUGAAUGACAAUAGCUGGUGUGCUAGUGCUGACGAAGACGCAAGAAGUCAUAGCAGUCGAAGAAGUGAUAUCAAGGCGUCCGUGGGGAGCGACACAGGACGUGCAUCGGCUGCGUGGAUCGCUGCAGGUGCCUCCAAAGCCGAUGGCGCUCGAAGCCAUUCUAGUCAAAGGAGCAAUACUACAAAGGCUGAGGAAGAUAAUAGCUGGCGUGCUGAUGCGAAGACCGAUAUAAUACAACCGGUGGAAAGCGACAUAGGACGGGCGGUAGCUGCUUGGGUUACUACAACAGUUGCCAAUGACGAUGACACUCAAAGUCAUUCUAGCCAUCAGAGGAGCGAUACCAAGCAGGUGGUAGAUGAUGAUGAUAGCUGGCGCGCUGGUUUAACGUGGAAUACAACUACUGCCAAUGCCGAUGAAGAUGCAAGGAGUCACAGCAGUCAAAAGAGCAACGUCAAGUCAUCGAUAAGGAGUGACACAGAACAAGCAUCAGCAGCGUGGAUUGCUGCAGGUGUUUCUAAAGGCGACGAUACUGCAAGUCAUUCUAGCCAAAGGAACGAUACAAAGCAGACGCUGCAUGGAUCAGAGCAGGCAGUAAUGACGGCAACGGAAGAAACCAUAGCAAUGUAUUAAGCAGUGCCAGACAACGGCGUAUAUGACAUUGUCGAUGCAUAUAUUAGUAACAACUUGGUGCACCAAUGGAAUCAAGGUAAAUAUCAGCAACGACUGUAAGGUACGACUUAACGA